Tilletiopsis washingtonensis is the source of this 2190-nucleotide messenger RNA. RefSeq lists its product as hypothetical. The record is from RefSeq and is a predicted model, not a curated record. Gene Ontology annotation, biological process: response to heat; protein refolding. NCBI's taxonomy places the organism in Eukaryota, Fungi, Basidiomycota, Exobasidiomycetes, Entylomatales. The transcript is spliced from 4 exons. Bases 8 to 1729 code for a protein of 573 amino acids. Gene Ontology annotation, molecular function: heat shock protein binding; ATP binding. Gene Ontology annotation, cellular component: cytoplasm.
GCUGGCAAUGGUCCUGAUACGUGCCGCCUCCACGCUGCUGCCGGGCGCAGGCGUCGGUGCCGUCGCCACGGCCAGUGCAGCAGCUGCGGCCGUGUCGUCUGCCGCUUCUUCUUCCUCCUCCUCCACCUCGCCGCCGAGCGCCAGCGCAGCACCGGCACAGGCGCAGGCCACCUCGCCGCGCCUCUUCCACGCUCGCGCUCGUCCACGUGCUCGCACCAGCCCGGCACUCUCCUACGCCGCCGCUGCUGCGUCGGCACCCCGGCCAGGCGCUGCCGCACGCGGCUUCCAGUCCAGUGCUGCGCGCGCAGCAUCGGCAAAGGACCCUUAUCAGACGUUGGGCGUGAAGAAGGACGCCUCGCCGCGGGACAUCAAGAGUGCAUACUACGACCUGGCCAAGAAGUACCAUCCCGACACCAACAAGGAGAAGGGGUCAAAAGAGCGCUUCGUCGAGAUUCAGGCCGCCUACGAUGUGCUGUCCGACUCCAAGAAGAAGGCCGCCUUCGACCAGUACGGCACGACCGACGGCUCGCCGGGCUUUGACCCAUUCGGCGGUGCUGGCGGACCAGGCGGCUUCGGAGGAUUCGGCGGCUUCGGCGGCGGCUUCGGUGGCUUUGGCGGCGGCGGCGCCAGCGCUGGCGGGCCAUCAGCCUCUGACAUCUUUGAGGGCCUGUUCGGCAGCGCCUUCGGCGGCGGAGGCGGCCGCGGCCGGGCGCAGACGCAGGGCUUCGCUGGCGAGACGCGCGGCGAGGACCUCGAGGUCAACGUCAGCAUCUCCUUCGAAGAGGCGUGCCGCGGCGCUUCACGCUCGAUCGUCACGAAUCCAGUCGAGCGCUGCCAGCCAUGCUCGGGCGGCGGUCUCAAGCCCGGCGCCCGCAAGAGCUCGUGCGCAGCCUGCGGUGGCACUGGAGCGCGCACUUUCGUCAUCCAGGGCGGCUACCAGAUGAACACGACGUGCCCGGCGUGCGGCGGCAGCGGCCUCAGCGUCAAGCAGGAGGACCAGUGCACGAGCUGCGAGGGUGUCGGCCGCGUGCGCGGGCGGCGCAACGUGCAGGUCAACAUCCCCGCCGGCGUCGACGACGGCGCCAAGGUGCGCGUUGAUGGCGCAGGCGACGUGCCAUUGCAGGGCGCAGGCCGGCCAGGCGCACUCUACGUGCGCAUCAACGUGCAGCCGUCAAAGACAUGGCGGCGACAGGGCGCAAAUCUGUACUUCCCGGCAGCGCUGCCCGUGCACACUGCCAUCCUCGGCGGCCGCGUGCGCGUGCCCACGCUUGAUGGCGACGUCGAGCUGCGUGUGCCGGCCGGCACGCAGGUCGGCGACGAGAUGCUCCUGCGUGGCCGCGGCGUGCCGAACCUUGCCCGCCGUAGCGAGAAGGGCGACCUGCUGGUGCAGUUCGAGGUGCAGAUCCCGCGGUCACUCUCGCCUCGCCAGCGCGAGAUCUUGCAGCUGUAUGCCGAUGACAUCGAGGGCCGCGCGCCGCCACGACCGUCGCCGGCCGCCCCGUCGCCUCCGCCCUCGCCGCAAGCGUCUGGCUCUGCCUCUACCAGCACUUCAGGUAGGUAUCGCGGUCCGGGUGGCAAGCCGAUCAACCCCUCUGGCACGCGCAAGCCUUCUGCGCCUUCUCCUGCCGCUGCGGCACCGAGCAGUCCCGAGGCUGGCGCCUCCGCUGCUCCACAGGCCGACAGUCCGGGCCUGCUCGGACGCGCGUGGAAGUGGCUGUCGGGCCAAUGAUCUGCGGCUCUCUUCCAUCGGACUAGCAUGUAGCGGUACUGAUGCAUGCAAUCGCCCUGUUGUGCCCACAGAUGCUGCUGGUGAUGCCGCAUCUGCCGCUGCAGAGACAGAGGCGCCGAAGCCGGACGCUGCCGAGUCGUCAACUCCCGAGGCCGCCGCCAAGGAGGACCCGAGCAAGCCAGAGGACGGCGCAGCAGACGUCACCACGGAGAGCAAAGAGGCCAAGCCAUGACGCAGCGCGCGUGCACCUAGACUGCAACGACAUGUCGAUGAACUUGCUGCGCCUAAUCACUACUCAUCACACAUCGCACUGCGCGCGCGUGGGAGACGACAUAGACAUUGUGCAGCGAAGGGAGAUAUGCAUGGGAGGGAAGCGCGGAUCCUGCGAGGCGGCCUGCAACUGCUCUAGGUGCGGUUGAGGUACUUGAUCGUCGCGACGUAGCCGGCGAUGCCGAUGACGG